Molecule: messenger RNA, 1675 nt
Organism: Chara braunii
Lineage: Eukaryota; Viridiplantae; Streptophyta; Charophyceae; Charales; Characeae
Source: the annotation of a GenBank genome assembly
CGGCAACGACAGCUCAACACGAAGGGGGGGGCGAGCGAGAGAGCAAAGAAAGAGCGGUAUUCCCGAGAGCGAGAUAUGGCGCGAGCGGCUUUCUCUACGGCGUGGGCGAUGGCGGCGAUGAGUAUCGUCUCCCUGCUGUCCCUGGCUCAUUCAGGAACAGACGCUACGGUCCUGGGAGGCUACAAGGCCGACCUCCGCUACUUUGCCCAUCAGGUGGCAGUUAUAGUGAAGAAAGGCGCCGACGAGGUGUCGUGUGGAGGGACGAUCCUUAGCAGCCAGUACGUCCUGACGGCGGCGCAUUGCAUCGGAUUGGCGGGAUUCGGUCCUGGGGAGAGUGCUGUGCCUAUCGACAGUCAGAUCACCGUGAGAUAUGGAAACGAAGACUGGUUGCUGGGAGACACAGCCCCAGUCGACCACGUGUGGGUGCACCAGGAGUACGAGACGAAUGGGACGCUGAAGCAGAAGGACAUUGCGGUCCUUCGCCUAAGCAGUGCCAAUCCGAUUGCGUACUCGAAGAGGGCGAGGCCCAUCAAGCUGGCGCCGGAGGACAACAAGAUGACACUUGGCGCCGAUGUGGCGAUCGCGGGGUGGGGAUUGGGCAGCGCCAACGCAUCGGGUGUUGCUACCCCGGCGCGCACUAUCAAGGGAACGACGGUCAACACGAUUCCAGACAUGUGUCCCGUGGCGACGGUGUGGGGAAGCGACUACGUACCUUCCGCCAUGCUUUGCGCCGGGUGCGACACGUCKAAGGCCGACUCCUGCCACGGCGACGACGGCGGAGCGCUCACCACUACCUCGUCUUCCGCGGGCUGUGCGAUCGUCGUAGGGGUGGCUUCCCAGACCGUCUGCGGCGAGAGCACUCUCAAGCCGUCCGUGUACACACGCGUCGCCCCUUUCGUCGCCUGGAUCGAGUCCAUCGUGGGCAUUCCCGUCCGCAGCACCUACGAAUUGAACCCCAGAAGGGACUGCGACCAGUGCGUCAACCCUUCGGAUCCCCCUCCAUGCGGCAACGCGCCGGCGACGGUGGACAGGCAGCGGUGCAAAGUUGAAGGCGAUCUCGCGGAGGCGUUCAAGCUCAGCUUCGACAGCCAACGUUGCAUCAAUGGCAGGACGCGCCUGAGGGCGCGAUUCACCAAGCCCGUYGGCGGUGUCCCCGGCGGGCUGAACGGCGGCGUAGUCUAUCUUCUGGCGGGAACGAUGGCGGGAAGGGAAGUCUUCACGCUCGACGGCACGAGGGUCAACACGCCGCUCAGCGGACCUGUCGCGCAAGUGGCCAAAGCCAAUUACAACGCCGCCGCCAAGGCAUGGAAGAUCAGGGUCCCCGGUUGCGCGAACAACGGCACGACCUACGCAGCGGUCUACAGAUCAGCGCCCUCUCCGAACGCUCCCUAUCUCUACUAYCAGGUCUCCCUCCCCGUCAGCUAAAAGGCACAGUCUAACUGAUUCUUUACUUCGGCAUAWAGGCUGAUAUAGCUGAUCACACACACUCUUUUCACGCAAGAGAUUCUCUGGAGAGCACACUACCGUAUUGCCCCGAACACAACGCACCCUURUUUUGGCCAUAUCUGACCGGAAAUAUAGCUUCGAAUCUUCGAUAGGUUCAUUWUCAGGGUGCGUUAUGCUCGGGGGACGACGGUAGGGCCGGUCGCCUCACAGCUCUAUCAAGCUUUCGCUG